AUGACCCGACCGAUCCCCCUCGCGCUGCUCCUCGUUGUUGUCGUCGUGUUGUCGGCUUUGGUCGUUGUGGGCCCUCUCAGCGCCGAGGCGCUCGUGCAGCAGGCGCAGUCGGCCGAGGUCUUCGCCGACAGCGUCUGCGUCAACACGCACUUCGGCUACGCCGGUACGGCCUGGGUCACCAACGGCACGCUUCUCAUCGAGCUCAUCGCCGAGGCCGGCAUCCGCAACAUCCGCGAAAGCUUCGAUGAAGUGGGCCUCGCUCUGGCGGCCAAGGGCAUCAAGAUGAACUACGGCAUCGCCGAGCUGGACUGGAACACCGACAGCAACAUCGACACCACGCGCCAGAUCGUGGCCGGGAUCAAGGAGGCCAUCAACAAUGGGUUCCUCAUCGACGCCAUCCUGGGCGUCAACGAACCCGACAUCAUGUGGUCUCCAAAGAACAUUGGACCGAUGGACUACAUGCGCGACCUCCACACUCUCGUCCGUGCCGACCCGUUCUUCGACGAUCGGUGGAUCGUCGGAGCGCCGGUGUCGGUGUUCGACGUGCUGCCGGCCAACUGCUGCAGCCAGUGGGUCGACUUUGGCGACAUGCACCCGUACCCCUUCGACGGCAACUACCUGGCCGAGACGUGGGAGACCUAUGACACCAUCUACCGCUAUUUCUACUUCUCCAACCAGCCGUCGGUGAACCUGGACCAGUACCCGCAGCAGUGGACCAGGUGCAAGGCGUUCUACCCCGACCGGCCCUUCUUCGUCACCGAGACGGGCUACACCACCAAGUCCGUCGACGGCACGUCGAUCCGCGCGCACGGCCUCUACGUCAACCGCAUCUUCACCGAGUACUUCCGCCUGGGCAUCCGCCGCACAUGCAUCUACUCGCUCCUCAACGACCACGACGACCCGGCCGACCACGAGUCCAACUUCGGCCUCCUCUUCGCCGACUACUCGCCCAAGCCCGGCUUCACCGCCCUCAAGAACCUCAUGGCCCUCGUGCGCAGCGACUGGGCGCCCUCCGCCACCCAGCUGAGGCCGCCCACUUACGCGCUGGCCACGCUCGACUUUGGCCUCAACGUGAGCGCCGUGGGCGACUACGAUCGCACCGACUACGUGCACCACCUGCUCCUGCAGAAGCCCGACGGGUUGUUGCUGCUGCUGCUGUGGCACGAGAUCUCGGCCGAGGAUGUGAGCGAUCGGCGACAGGUCUUCCCGCCGCUCAUGCCCACCGUGCUCACGCUGCCGACGGGUUACGAGGUGCGCGUGUUUGCGCCCAACGACGGACCGGGCCCGAGUGGGAACUACACGGUCGAUGGGCGGUCGAGCUUCACCGCGGGCGAGACGCGCAUCGAGCUGCUCGUGCCGGACCACGUCAUCGUGCUCCAGCUCAAGAAGGAGGCCGCCACGAGCUUGUCGGCCAGCGCGAAAGCCUCGUCGUGGGCCACCUUCAUGUUUUGA
Messenger RNA from Acanthamoeba castellanii str. Neff, 1452 nucleotides. RefSeq lists its product as uncharacterized. The record is from RefSeq and is a predicted model, not a curated record. The coding region runs from base 1 to 1452 and encodes 483 amino acids. The transcript is spliced from 3 exons. NCBI's taxonomy places the organism in Eukaryota, Discosea, Longamoebia, Acanthamoebidae.